GCAAAAGGGAAGGUCAACUUGGAGUUCCCCACCCGCUGGGCGGGCCAGGUCGCCGCUACCGCCUCCGAGAUCAAGGAUCUUGAUUGCCAGGCGAAGGCCGACGCCGCGGAGGCCGCGUGCAACAAGCACUUCACAGCCCUGCUCACCAACGGCACGGAGAACGGCAUCUGGCACGACGGCGUCGCCGUCGACGCUUCUCUGCAGGAGUACCUUAAGGCUGCGGAGCCAGUGUUCGUGAAGAAGAGGAACGGCACCUUGGACAAUAUUCAGAAGCAGCUCGACAGGGGCAUUACUACCCAGAGUGAGAUCAUGCCCCUUAUCACGUGCAAGGACAACUCGGAAGCGCCCCUGAAGCUCAAGAGGCGCCUGCGUCUGCACUUGGGCCAGGUGGGUGAGCUGCGCAAGGCCCUGAUCCCAACCGCCCUGCUUGGCAUUUUCACGGGGCUGGCCGAGGUGAAACAGUCCUCGAGCCAG
Molecule: messenger RNA, 474 nt
Organism: Prorocentrum cordatum
Lineage: Eukaryota; Dinophyceae; Prorocentrales; Prorocentraceae
Source: the annotation of a GenBank genome assembly